Molecule: messenger RNA, 1814 nt
Organism: Tuber aestivum (summer truffle)
Lineage: Eukaryota; Fungi; Ascomycota; Pezizomycetes; Pezizales; Tuberaceae
Source: the annotation of a GenBank genome assembly
UCCUCCAUACCGGAAAAGGAACACCUUGAGCUCACACCAUUCCUCGCAAACCUCCUCUCAGUCAUCUAUACCUCCAGCUAUGUCGGCAUUUUGUACCUCAGUCACUUGACAAGGCCCCAGCCAGGCCUCGCUCGUGACGCACCCUUUGUGAUCCGCGCACGCAUUCGCGCCGUUACGGUCGUGACUAUUAUGGUGCUCAUCAAUUCGGCCCCCGUCGCUUACUUCUGCUCGCCGCACAAAACCUAUUUAGACAUUGCCGCAUUCCUGGGGCUCUACGUGAAAUUGCCGCUAACACUCGAUCUACUACGGUGUUUACUCCUCACGGCGGUUCUAUUCCUAGGGCCUCUGGUUCGGCGGUUAUGGCUUGACCAUGGUUGGCGAGAGCUACGAGGCGACGUGGGCAAAGUGUUCACCACAUGGAUCGGUUGGAGGAAUUAUGUUGCUGUAUGUUGGCACGAAAUCCCUCCUCCAUGUUGCUAUCUUCCCCCAUUCAUCCUAUUCUGCUCUAAAUCCUGGGGUGGGAGGAGGGAAGUGUGCGAAGGGAAAGAAAGAGACCUCAUAAUCGCUGUUUCUUUUCUGAGAAUACGUACAUGCUUCCAAACUCGAGUUGUUUCAAGUUCCGUGUCGGAACUAAAUAUCCUCACGAAUCGAAGAAUUAGCCUUGGAAAUAUAUUAAGGAAAUGCAGAAACCCUAGCCGCUGACUUUAUUUUUACUUUCGAACUCGUCGCCAUUCUAGGGACCAUUUACUGAAGAGAUUGUUUUCCGAGCCUCUGUGGUACCAUUGCACCUUCUUGCCGGGAGAUCGCCGGGCACAAUAGUUUUUCUAUGCCCACUGUUUUUCGGAAUCGGUAGGCUCUCCAUUUCAUUCCUUUGGUUCUAGGUGUCCCAUUUUUAUUUUUGUUUUUAUUUUCCAUCAUUAUUCAGCUUUUUUCCCGCCCACCCGCUGCUCGCCUCAAGAAAACCUUAUUUUCUGCCAUCUAGAUAUCCGGGUCAAGUUAUCUUGAUACCGUCCCGGAACAGGCCGUUAUUUGCCUAACGCCCAGUUAUCCGCUACCAUCUUCUGACCGUUUUACCACUAUAGCGCACAUCCACCAUGCGUAUGAAUUCUACAUUAACAAUCCGAACAGAGUGGUCGUGAUGAUCAUUCGCUCGCUAUUCCAGUUCACUUACACCACGCUUUUCGGCUGGUUCGCAACCUUCGUGUUUCUGCGAACAGGCUCCGUGUGGACUUCCAUCGCUGUGCAUUCCUUCUGCAACUUUAUGGGGCUUCCGGAUUUUGGCCGCGUUGAGGGGCCUAAGUGGAGGUCGGCGGUUUAUUUUGUGCUUUUGGUUGCGGGUGCGUUUGGCUUUUAUCGGCUUUUAUGGCCCUUGACGGAAUCUCAGCAUGCGUUAGCGAGGUUUUGAGGUAGAGAGAGCAAAUUGUAGGGCUUUUUUUUCUUUUUUCCCCGCUAUCAUAUCAUCUCCAAAUGCCUAUGCCGUGUUCUGCUAGGAAUAGACCGGGGAACAUUUUCAUUGUGUUUGGGUACUGUAAUUUCGCCCCUCUGCUGUAUGCCCGUAUUAAAUCUUGUGACCGCAAAGGCCGCGAACAACAUAUAUCACAGCAAUCAGACACAAAAUUUACGGAGGCACUCACCACGCAACCACAAUCCAAAACACAGGCCACAUUUACCAACCAUGCCAAACAGACUGAGCACAAAAAGGUUAACAUGGAGAAUUUGUCUUAGGAAAACUGCGUUCUGCUUUAAAAGUAACAUACCGAUUAUGCCCCUAGUUUUCCGUCUUCAGUUUUUUUCUUUCCCUUAAUUCAGAGUAC